UAUUCCGGUUUCGAGUCCGGAGUUUUUAGAAAUUUGUCAAGAUGGCGAACGGAGGAGCAAACGACACACAGCAAACUGAAAACUUAAUACAGCAUUUAAAUAUUUACAACAACUAUGCUGCGUUGUGAGCUCGAACGUGUUGAAAGUUUGGGCAAACAUAUUUGGAGUUAAUAUUACUAUGUUUGCUCGGUGAAUGGUAAAAAUCAAAUAGUACUGCUGAAUGUGUAUAUUGUUAGCCUCACCAUGUCACAAUUACCAUGUAGCAUAGUAAAUUUUAUUGAUUCGUGGUAGGUGUGAAUAAUAUUUUGGUUGUGUUUACGAUAUUUGGGAAUGGUAAAAUUAAGCACAAUGCCGUGGUUCACAGUACUAUACUUUUUUUCUCAGUGUAUAUUUCGGCACCAACAUUUCAAAAGGGCGUAACUGGAUUUACAACCAAUGCCUUCUCACAAAGCUGUGGAGCGUAUCUCAUCCCUCUCGAGCAAUCCACUAGCACAAAUAGAAAUAUAAAAUCCUCCUCUUUCGAUUAAUGGGUGUGAAUUGCGUGAGAUUAAUGAAAUACGACCCACAGCUCUGUGAGAAGGCAUUGGUUGCAAAAGCAGUUACGCCCUUUUGAAAUGUUGGUGCCGAUUUAUGUAAACUCGGCACCGCUUAAACGUCAAACUCAUCCGAAGGUCCGUUUGACUUAGAAAAAAAAAGGAAAAAAUAUCGCUUGUAUGACUGCGGGACCACCCUAUUCCUCGGUUGUUAUUAACGGGCGGGAUUGAAAUCGCCCGCAGCAUCGUCGAGCGCAUAUCAAAACAAAAGUUCGGUGCGAUUUCAAACGUCUCAGAUUUUUCUACUUUACAAAACUUUUUGGUGUUGUUAUCAUGGAUUUUGCCGAAGAUCUCCUGGUAGAUCAAGACGAACCGUAUUCUGGCUUGGACCGCUUCUUGUUCCUGUCGUGUCGGAGCUGUUCGUGCUACUCGCCGUUCAUGAUUCAUUUGCGCCCGGACGGAGCUUUGCCCGAUUCGACCGCCAUUGAACGCGUAUUCUGCCCUGGAUGUGUGCAGGUAGAUUCCAUUCCUGUCGAUUCGAAAUGCCUAAUCAACACUCCAGGUUUUCUGCAGCUGAUCAGGGGCUACGAAUAUUCAAACCCUUUCUUCCGGCGAUAUGCUCCGAUUUAUCGAAUUCUGAUCACCAUUGAUACUCAACUGGAGGUCAACUGCCAGCACUUCGAGAACCUACCGCUGUUUGAGAAGCUUUUCAAACUGCAGGAGCUGUUCCCGACGGUGCACCUUGUGCAGAAUAGGCAAUUUACGGGCCUUUCGGAGAUUUCCCAAACGAUUGUUAAACGGUGCGAGAAGAUACGCGCCUUCUACAAUCCCGAGAUUAAUCCGGAGGCUUCAAAGGGCGCUCUGUCGCGGCUGAAAUCUGAAGAAUCAGUAGCUGCUUCAUCGAUCGCGAGCUUGUCCAGUCCUUCUGUACCCGUCCUGAAGCAAACGGCUCGUCUAAGGAUAGUUAAUUCGGAGAAGGACGUUCGCUGCGAUAUUUGCCUUCUGGUAAACGAAAAUAAUACCAUUCAGUUUGGACCAUUCGUUGAGAAAAUGUUGGCAAAGGACACCUUCCGGUGCCAUUAUCUGUGUUUGCUUUCCGGUACACACAUUGCACAAAGAGGAAUCGGUGACGAUGCUGGAAUAUUAGGAUUUCUAAUCAAUGACGUGAAGCAAUCCUUCCAAAUUUUCCGUAACAAAGUCUGCUACUGCUGUGGUCAGUUAUCCGCUCCGGUGCGCUGUGUUGCUCCGGAUUGUGGUCGUUACUUCCAUUAUGUUUGUGGUUAUCGAAAGGGUUGUGUGACACAGUUCACAGGAGAGUAUCCCUCGUACUGCCAUGAACAUUUACCAUUCGAGGAGCCGCAACCCGAACACGAUGGUGAGUGUUGGAUCUGCUGGGAUACCCUACAGCCAUCGAAUCCGGUAUCCUGUGUUCCAACGUUUUGCGAACCGGACGAAUCUUCCUCCAGUCGGGAAAAGGAAGUGAGCUGGUUUCACCGCGAAUGCCUACAGAAGUAUGCCUACGAAGCCGGGUACUAUUUCAAGUGCCCAAUUUGUCACGAAAAGCAAAUCUUUUCGCAGUACGCCAAAAUGCAUGGGAUUUUCGUACCCAUGAGGGAUGCCAGCUGGGAAAUCGAUAGGACCUACUUCAAAGAUCUGCACGGUUGCAAAUGCUCGGCGGAGAACUGCAAAUAUGGGGAUAAGAAGCGAUGCGCGGAUCGUAUGGUCGGAUGCAAGGCCUGCGGCGGAGAAACGUUGCAUCUGGAAUGUGCCGAAAUAAGCGACCCCAACGACUAUGUUUGCUCCAAAUGUAUGGAUGCCACGUUUAUUAAGCUAUUCUAGGGUUGAUCACACUUAUACGCUUGUAUUAUAGUUAUUUUAUUUCGAUAUUAGUCUUAAAUACUAAAAUCACACAUACCGUGGUGCAGUAAUAAAUAAAGGAAGUACAUACAUCGA
This is a messenger RNA of Aedes albopictus (Asian tiger mosquito), 2486 nucleotides long. Its product is annotated as PHD finger protein 7. The transcript has 3 exons. Bases 867 to 2372 code for a protein of 501 amino acids. The record is from RefSeq and is a predicted model, not a curated record. NCBI's taxonomy places the organism in Eukaryota, Metazoa, Arthropoda, Insecta, Diptera, Culicidae. Gene Ontology annotation, cellular component: nucleus.